GUGUAAUUUCCGGCGAUGUUUUAUCACGUAAGAGUAUGAAACCGUCAAAGCGUAUGCGGCAUCUCACAACCAAGUAUCAAAAAGAAGCUGAUAAGCCGUUGGAUUUCUUUGAACGAAAGUUGAAAGCUCUUAGUCAGCAGCAAAAUACUAUAAUUCAGGCAUCCAGUGUCAACGAGUCAACGUUAUUAGCUAGCUACAAAGUCGCAUAUCGAGUUGCUAAAGCAGGGAAACCACAUACAAUUGCCGAAAAUCUUAUUUUGCUAGCGGCACUCGAUAUGGUUGAAAUUAUGGUCAGUAAGCAGGAGGCAAACAAAUUAAAAAAAAUACCACUUUCUGACAAUACUAUUUCACGCAGAAGAACGAUAUGGCCAAGGAUAUUCAAGAACAAGUAGUCGAAAAAUUAAAGAAUAGCCAACAUUUUGCCUUGCAGUUCGAUGGAUCUACAGAUGUUUCCGACUGUGCACAGUUUGUAGUAUUUGUGCGCUUUGAAGCAGAUGACGGUAUUACGAAAGAAAUCUUAUUUUGCAAAGCACUUCCUGCAAACACUGCUGGCCAGUGUUUGUACGAUAUGUUUUUAGAAAGCACUUGCGACUACGAUAUUGAUUGGAAAAAAUGUAUCGCUAUUUGUAGCGAUGGCGCUAAAGCUAUGACUGGCAAAAAUAGCGGACUCAUUGCAAAAUUAAAAUCGAUAAUACCAAAAAUAUCCUGGACACACUGUUUUCUUCAUCGACAGGCUCUUGCUGCUAAGGUAAUACCUUCUGAUUUAAAUGACGUGCUCAAGGAGGUAAUAAAAAUUGUAAAUUCUAUCAAAGGUAAAGCUUUGCAAACCCGGCUAUUCAGAAUCUUUUGUGAAGAUAUGGGCUCGCUUCAUCAAAAUCUCCUUUAUCACACAGAGAUCAGGUGGCUAUCAAAAGGAAAGGUAUUGACAAGAGUUCUGGAACUGAGAGCUGAAUUGUUAAUGUUCUUACAAGAUGCAAAAUCAGAAUAUGCUUACCGUUUUUCUGACCCUAUUUGACUCUUGAAAUUAGCAUUUUUGGCAGAUCUUUUUAGCCACCUAAACAAUUUGAACAAGAACCUUCAAGGAAGAGAAGAAAAGAUUUUAACAGCUAAAGAUAAAGUAGAAGCAUUUCACGCAAAACUUCGUUUGUGGUCGACCUCUCUGCAAAACAAAAUGUUUGUGUCUUUUCCGUGUGCUCAGAAGAUUGUUGAAGAUAAUGCAUCAGACCAAAGUUUUGCAGUAUCGGCUCAUAUUCCUUGCAUGAUACAAAGCUUGCAUAAUUUACAAGAUAAACUUUUGACAUACUUUCCAGACUUGCACUCUGAAGCUGACAAUGGGUGUAGAUGGAUUUUAAGCCCUUUUUUGGACAAAUCAAUAAAUCUGGCUGAUGUCAACACAAAAAUGAAAGAAUGUCUUCUAGAAUUAGCUACUGAUGGCAUGCUUAAAAUGGAAUUUUAUUUGCAAAUUGUCGACGUAUUUUGGAUGAAAAGAAAACACGAAUAUCCAGAGCUGGCAAGGGAAGCUCUUAAAUUAUUAGUGCCAUUCGCCACUUCAUACUGACAUUUUCUUCAAUGGUAGACAUUUAAACUAAAAAGAGAAAUAGACUGCAAUUAGAAAAUGAUUAAAUUAUUAAUGUUUCAAAAAUAACACCACAAUUUGAUAAAUUAAUGAAAAAUAAACAAGCAUAUCUUUCUCAUUAAAAUUGUGUUUUUGUUGUGUAAGAACCUCGACUUUUUCUUUCAGCUGGCGACCCCCCGAGUAAGGCUUUGCGACCCCCUUAGGGGUCGCGACCCACAGAUUGAAAAACACUGGGAUAGAGGAAUGUACGGCAAAUAGAACACCUCCACCGAUUCUGUUCAGUC
This is a messenger RNA of Bactrocera oleae (olive fruit fly), 1860 nucleotides long. The record is from RefSeq and is a predicted model, not a curated record. Lineage: Eukaryota; Metazoa; Arthropoda; Insecta; Diptera; Tephritidae.